Messenger RNA from Emiliania huxleyi CCMP1516, 1015 nucleotides. RefSeq lists its product as hypothetical. Bases 99 to 848 code for a protein of 249 amino acids. The record is from RefSeq and is a predicted model, not a curated record. The transcript is spliced from 8 exons. Lineage: Eukaryota; Haptophyta; Isochrysidales; Noelaerhabdaceae.
CGGCAGCAAGCCACAACGUGCUAAGCCAGGGCCAGGACGGAGUCUGACGGCACAUCGCCCGCGCGUGUCAAACAGGCCCCGCUAGCCUCGCCGCUGCUAUGGACAGCGCCGGCCUCUCGCGCUGGCCAGAGGUGCUCAUGCUGGCGCAGGUCGUGCUGCUCUACCUCCUCACAACACAGCUCGCCAAGAUCCAGUCGCAGCUCAAGCUCGUCCUCACCUCGGCCGCCGUCGCCUCCGUCCCCGCCGCCGCCGGCGGCGAAGUGCAGCCGCAGCAGUCGCCGCGGCCGAGCGCCUCCUCCGUCGGCGUCAAGUUGGCACGCAAGCCGACGCUCGACAAUCUGCUGCCAGACGAGAGCUACAUCCAGCACCAGGCGUACACGCGCGAGGUUGCGCGGCUGUACAACGCCGCCAACUCAAAGGCGAAGGGGAGGCGGCUGUACAAGGUCGUGUACGUGCUCGACCUGCGCGGUAUGGGCGUGGCGCACCUGAACAAGCGCCUCCUCUCCCUCAUCAAGGAGGUGAACGAGCUGUUUGGCUGGUACUACCCCGAGACGGUCUACCAGUUCUACAUCAUCAACGUGCCCCUCGUCUUCCGCACCGGUUGGUCGAUCAUCAAGCCGUGGAUCCACCCGAUCACCGCCGCCAAGUUCGCCGUCCUCGGUGGCGACUGGGGCAAGCGGCUCGACCAGGCCGGCAUCUCCCUCACGGGGGGGGACUUGCCGCGGCGGCUCCCCUCCUGGAUGGCGGAGGCGGAGCGGCUGCUCGAGCGCGAGACCCUCGAGACGCUCUCGCUGGGCUACAUGCCGCACGACGACCUCGCGAGCCUCGGCAUCCAGGCGCCGGGCUGAGAGGUUGGAGGGCCGCAGUGGCAGAGUGCAGGGCCGGACGCUGGUGAUGGAGGUGUCGUGCAGCGCUGUGCUAGGCAGGGGGGGUUCGCUCGCGGUGUUUCGAGCGUUAUUUCAACACACGAGACCGAGCGCUGUCGUUUGGCGGCUGGGAAGGUAAUUAGCUGGAC